Dromiciops gliroides (monito del monte) is the source of this 1342-nucleotide messenger RNA. RefSeq names its product neurogenin 2 (gene NEUROG2). The transcript is spliced from 2 exons. The record is from RefSeq and is a predicted model, not a curated record. Bases 341 to 1228 code for a protein of 295 amino acids. NCBI's taxonomy places the organism in Eukaryota, Metazoa, Chordata, Mammalia, Microbiotheria, Microbiotheriidae. Gene Ontology annotation, molecular function: protein dimerization activity.
GCUUCACUUUAACUGGAGUGUCGAGGAGUCGCGUGCCAGGAGUUGCACCACCGGGGACUGACUGACAGACAGACACGCAACACCACCAAAACACACAAGACCAAGGGAGCAGCCGCCGCUUAGGGCCCCUGCAUCGACUCUUGGCAAAGGGGCUCUCGGGGAGGAGCUCCCCCGGACGAACACAGCGACAGCACGAGGUCGCUCUCCAGGUGGUGAGCUCAGUCCGCCACUCCAGGAAGCCGGAGAAGCUCGCGGCCCAGGCUAAAGCCCAAACCCGAGCCGGUGAUUAUAAGGCGCAAUUAAAGCGAGCCAAGUGUCUUCCCUCCGCUCCUGGGCAGAAAUGUUCGUCAAAUCCGAAAGCUUAGAGCUGAAAGAAGAGGAGGACGUGCUGGUGCUCUUGGGUUCGUCCCCGCCUUCCUCGUCCUCCCUGACCCCGCUGACUUCCAGCUCCGAAGAAGAGGAGGAGGAUGACUUGGACUCGCCUUCCCGAGGACGGCGGCCACGGUUGGCUGAGGCCGAGCGAGGGUCCGGAGGAGGAGUCGGCGGAGAUGGAGGGGGCGGCGGGGGCGGCGGGGGCGGCGGCGGAGAGGACCGCAAGCCUGCCCCUCGCCUCCUGAGCCUGGCUCACGAGUGCAAGCGGCGGCCGAGCCGGGCCCGGGGGAGCUCUCGGGGCGCCAAGACGGCCGAGACGGUGCAGCGGAUCAAAAAGACCCGGAGGCUCAAGGCCAACAACCGCGAGCGGAAUCGGAUGCACAACCUGAACGCGGCGCUGGACGCGCUGCGCGAGGUGCUGCCCACGUUUCCCGAGGACGCCAAGCUCACCAAGAUCGAGACGCUGCGCUUCGCGCACAACUACAUCUGGGCCCUCACCGAGACUCUGCGGCUGGCCGAUCACUGCGGGGCCGGGGGCGCGGCCGGGGGCGCCGCCGGCCUGCCCGGGGCGCUCUUCUCCGACGCCGCAGUGCUGCUGAGCCCCGGGGGGGCGAGCGGGGCCCUGGGCAGCUGCGGUGCCGACAGCCCCUCGUCGGCCUCCACAUGGAGCUGCGGCGACAGCCCCGCGUCCGCGUCCUGCACGCCCUCCAGCUCCACGUCUCCCUACAGCUGCACUUUAUCGCCCGCCAGCCCGGCCAGCUCGGGGGGCGGCUCCGACUUGGACUACUGGCAGCCCCCGCCCCCAGACAAACACCGUUACGCACCUCUGCACCCUAUAGCCCGGGACUGUAUGUAACACCUCGGCUGUCCACACUGCGCCCCGCGCCCCAUCCCCUCCUCCAUCAUCUCCUCCACCCCCCAAACCCGCUUGUCAGCUCACUUGACAGUCUAGUUGUAUGUUACGUGGUUG